Molecule: messenger RNA, 870 nt
Organism: Cucurbita maxima (winter squash)
Lineage: Eukaryota; Viridiplantae; Streptophyta; Magnoliopsida; Cucurbitales; Cucurbitaceae
Product: non-specific lipid-transfer protein-like protein At2g13820
Exons: 3
Coding region: 90-599 (169 amino acids)
Biological process (GO): lipid transport
Molecular function (GO): lipid binding
Source: RefSeq, a predicted model, not a curated record
AUUCUGCUCGGAACUUCAGAAAUCAAACUCUCUAACCUUCUGAGUUCUCAUCAAAUAAACUCUCUUUACCAUUCCCAAAAGUAGUUGUAAUGGAACACACAAAGAUGGUGAUGACUCUAGUUGCGGUUAUUGUUGCUGUGCACUGGGCAGGAGCAGCCGCACAGUCGGACUGUACAAAUGUGCUGAUCAGCUUGUCGCCAUGCUUUAAUUACAUUACAGGGAACUCCUCUACCCCAUCACAAGCAUGCUGCACACAGCUUGCAAGUGUUGUCCGUUCACAACCACAAUGCUUGUGCCAGGUCCUGAAUGGUGGUGGCUCGUCGCUUGGGAUCAAUAUCAACCAAACCCAGGCCCUGGCUCUUCCCCGAGUUUGCAAUGUUCAGACUCCUUCCAUCAGCAGCUGCAAUGUUGCUACUCCCACCGGCUCUCCAGCAGGAGCACCAGAAUCUUCAAACAACGUUCCUUCAGGACCUGGAUCAAAGACUGUUCCAUCAACAGACAACGACUCAUCAGACGGAACCUCGAACACUUUGUCAAAACCUCUACUAUUCUCCAUCUUGUUGGCUUCUGCAUAUGCUUCAGCUUUCAAGUUGUACUGAUCUUCUUAUCAGUAGCCUAUCUUCUACAAAUCCUUGUUUAUUGUUCAUUUAUUGCAUUUAUAUUUUUCCUGGAGUGUCCAUUAUGUAAAACAUCCCUUUUGUUUAGGGUGUUUUUUUAUCGCCAUAUUCUCCUCUUGUGGGCAUUUGUUUCCAAAAACUUGUAUUACAUCAGAGAUUCUUUCGAAUAAAUUACACGAUUAUGUGCUUGUGAGUUUUAUACUGACCGGAAGCAACAUGAAUCAAUGAAAUGAAUGUCUAAUAUAGUUAUGAA